Messenger RNA from Stegastes partitus (bicolor damselfish), 1250 nucleotides. RefSeq names its product NADH:ubiquinone oxidoreductase subunit A9a (gene ndufa9a). The transcript is spliced from 11 exons. The record is from RefSeq and is a predicted model, not a curated record. Lineage: Eukaryota; Metazoa; Chordata; Actinopteri; Pomacentridae. The coding region runs from base 23 to 1168 and encodes 381 amino acids. Gene Ontology annotation, molecular function: protein-containing complex binding. Gene Ontology annotation, cellular component: mitochondrion.
UCGGGUUGCCGUAGACGGAAAGAUGGCGACCGUGGCGCUGGUUAGCCGUCCUGCGAGUGUCCUUCCAAAGGUUUCAAGUAGCUGCUCCCCUGCGGUGCUAUCAGCUGCCUCUGUCACCGCAGUCCAGCAGAGGAAGCUGCACCAUGCUAUCAUCCCCAAAGGGAAAGGAGGACGCUCCUCAUUCAGUGGAUUUUCUGCCACUGUGUUUGGUGCCACCGGCUUCCUGGGACGAUAUGUGGUCAACAGGCUCGGUCGGAUGGGCUCGCAGGUAAUAGUCCCUCACCGCUGUGAUCGCUAUGACCUCAUGUACAUGAGACCCAUGGGGGAUCUCGGGCAAAUCAUUUUUAUGGAGUGGGAUGCGAGGGACAAAGACUCCAUCAAACAGGCUAUGGCGAGCUCUAACGUCGUCAUCAACCUGGUGGGCAGAGAGUGGGAGACGAGGAACUACCGCUUCGAGGACGUCUUCGUGUCCAUCCCUCAGCAGAUUGCUAAGGCAGCCAGAGAAGCUGGCAUCACGAAGCUCAUCCACAUGUCGCACCUCAACGCUGACAUACGCAGCCCAUCCAAAUACCUGAGGAACAAGGCUGUAGGCGAGACAGCAGUGAGAGAUGAGUUUCCUGACGCCAUCAUCCUGAAACCGUCUGAGAUGUUCGGGAGGGAGGACCGAUUCUUCAACCACUACGCAAACAUGCGCUCGUUCGGCAGGGCUAUUCCUCUGAUCUCCAUGGGGAAGAAGACGGUGAAGCAGCCUGUGCACGUGGUGGAUGUGGCGAAGGCAAUCAUCAAUGUUGUCAAAGACCCCGAUGCUAACGGAAAGACGUACGCACUCGUUGGUCCCCACCGUUAUCUCCUUCAUGACCUGGUGGAUUACAUCUACUCCGUGACACACAGACGCUUCAUACCCUACCCCUUGCCCCGCCCAAUCUACCACCUCAUUGCCAAGUUUUUCGCAAUGAACCCAUUUGAGCCCUGGACAACCCCAGACAAAGUGGACAGGUUCCACACAACAGACAUGAAGUUCCCAGGACUUCCCGGUCUGGAGGAUCUCGGCAUCACUGCUUCCUCUAUAGAAGAAAAGGCAAUUGAGAUUCUGCGCCGCCACCGCCGGUACCGCAACCUGGACGCCGACCUGGAUAUGACAAAGCCAGCUAAGACCGUCAACUAUUAAAGCACCUAGUGAGAAAUCUCCUUCAAAUGCUUUGUCAUGAAUUAUAUUGUGUACAUAAAUAAAGAAUUCUCCUCUUAAAGUG